CAGCCAUUCUCUCUCUCCACUCCCUUCUCUCUCUUCCCCUCCAUUUCGCUCCGCUUCAUCCCUCAUCCUUUCUUCCAAUUUCCCCGUUUGCCAGCCCCCCAUCAGUCGCUUUCACGUAAUGGCACCAACCAAAGAUGAAACCGUUGAUAGCCUGAAGAGCAUCGUCCGCGACCUUGAAGCUCGUGUUGUCCAAUUGGAGCAGAAGCUCGUCCAUGGAGAGGGUAGCUCGAAGGUCAAUUCGCUCGCCGAUGGUAUGCGAAUGGUGUUGAUGGGUCCUCCUGGUGCCGGAAAGGGAACACAGGCACCCAAGAUCAAGGAUAAAUACUGCAUAUGCCACCUCGCAACUGGUGAUAUGCUCCGAUCCCAAGUCCAGAAACAGACGGAGUUGGGAAAACAAGCCAAGAAGAUCAUGGAUCAGGGAGGGCUUGUCAGUGAUGACAUUAUGGUGAACAUGAUCAAGCACGAGCUUGAGACAAACCAGGAAUGUCGCAACGGCUUCAUUUUGGAUGGUUUCCCACGCACGGUUAAACAAGCUGAAAAGUUAGACGAGAUGCUUAACGCUCGUCACCAGAAGCUUCAGCACGCUGUCGAGCUCCGGAUCGACGAUGAGCUCCUUGUGUCCAGGAUAACAGGGCGGUUGAUUCACCCCGCUUCCGGCAGAUCCUACCACAAAAUAUUCAACCCUCCAAAAGUCCCAAUGACUGACGACAUCACUGGCGAACCCCUGAUUCAGCGCUCAGAUGACAACGUCGAGGCAUUGAAGAAACGCUUAGUUACAUACCAUUCCCAAACCGCCCCUGUCGUCGGCUAUUACAAGUCUACCGGUAUCUGGAAGGGAAUCGAUGCCAGCCAAGAGCCUGGCCAGGUAUGGAAGAGUCUUUUGCAAGUCUUUGAAAAGAAAUGAUCCAGUGGAUUCCUUGACAACGUGGGGUUGUUAACCCAGAUUUAUGACCUUUGUCUUUUUGAUUCCGUGCCCAAUCUCCAGGGACUGAUACCAGAUUCUGUUGGAGGAUUAGAUAUGUCUUCAUGAUUGUUCUUGUGGAAACAUUCUAUUUCUACGUUUUUGUUGUGUGAUAGGCAAGCAACUUGUAUGCAUAUAGA
Coccidioides posadasii C735 delta SOWgp is the source of this 1101-nucleotide messenger RNA. It is a transcript of the gene ADK1, whose product is annotated as Adenylate kinase. Gene Ontology annotation, biological process: ADP biosynthetic process. Gene Ontology annotation, molecular function: ATP binding; AMP kinase activity. Gene Ontology annotation, cellular component: mitochondrion; cytoplasm. The record is from RefSeq and is a predicted model, not a curated record. Lineage: Eukaryota; Fungi; Ascomycota; Eurotiomycetes; Onygenales; Onygenaceae.